AUGACGAAGUAUGCAGAGGCCAUAUACACCUUGAAAGGUCAUAUACUGGGUGAGGACCUUUUCACGGAAUGUGCUGGCGAACUUGAGCAUACUAGACCCACCGAGAUAGAUGAAAGGCAUCUGCUGCAAAUUCAGUGUCAGUCAAGUGACCUAGAUAGCAAAACCAGUCAAAGAGCGACUGAAAUUUUAAAAAAUCAGGAUGGAGAAAUUAGAAUUCCCUGCUCCGAUGAAGAUAAUCAAACAACCCUAAUACCUAACAACCCCGAAGAGGUUCAUCGGCCAACAUGGGAAGUUGAUGUUCGGUCUCAACAGAUGUUUUAUUGCAAAAUAUUCGUUGAACUCCUGGUUUUCUCAUCUCUAACGAAUAUGUAA
Molecule: messenger RNA, 372 nt
Organism: Fasciola hepatica (liver fluke)
Lineage: Eukaryota; Metazoa; Platyhelminthes; Trematoda; Plagiorchiida; Fasciolidae
Source: the annotation of a GenBank genome assembly